Cannabis sativa is the source of this 762-nucleotide messenger RNA. RefSeq lists its product as uncharacterized. Bases 1 to 639 code for a protein of 212 amino acids. Lineage: Eukaryota; Viridiplantae; Streptophyta; Magnoliopsida; Rosales; Cannabaceae. The transcript has a single exon. The record is from RefSeq and is a predicted model, not a curated record. Gene Ontology annotation, molecular function: protein binding.
AUGGACUGGUUUUCAUGGCUGUCCAAAACAGGGCUUGAACCAACACUAGUCUACCAGUACGGACUAGCCUUUGCUCAAAACGAGCUUGAAGAAGAAGACAUAGUCUACUUCAACCAUGAAUUUCUUCAAAGCAUGGGAAUCUCCAUAGCCAAACACAGGCUUGAGAUCUUAAAGCUCUCAAGGAAAGAAAUCAACAAGCUUAAUAAUGGAACAAGACCCAUGACUACCAGACUUCUUGUGGCCAUUAAUAGAACUAAGAGAUGUUUGGCUAAGUGUAUAAAGAUGUUAACAACAACUCAUAAAGAAGAUUCAUCCUCAUCUUCAGCUCUUAUGGUUCUUCCAAGGCCUACUUAUGGAACAAGAUUCAGAGGAGCUAUGCUUAAGAGGAAUAAGAAAUUCAUUUCUGCCAAACAGGGGAGAUUGCUUCAACUCACAAAUGGGUCUCCAUCUCCAAUGGUUAGGUAUGGGAGUAUGACUAGAAUUGAAAGCUUUUCAAGCCCAGUUGUGUAUGAUCUCAAAAAAGAGCAGAAAAUUUAUGAACAAGAAGAAGAAGAAGAAGAAGAUCAAGAUGGUUAUUGGUCUACUGGUGUUGAAGAGAUCAGGUGGGAUACUAUGUUUCAGGAUUUGAAACCCACAUGAAUUUUUUUCUUUCAUUGUUUUGAUUUUGAUGAUAAACAGAAAAGAAUUAUUGUUAAUUUAAUGGUGUGAGAUGGGUUUUUGUGUUCUUCCACCAUAGGUAAAUGGAUUUUGUGUUCUUCUUUC